UUCUCUAAAGUAUUUUUCUUUUAUUUUAUCCCAAUUUAUGGCUGUUUCUAUUUCUGCGCGCGACAACGCGUCUGCUACUGAGUUAUUUUUCCCUUCGAUGUAAUAAAUUUUAGGGUUGAUCUCUUGGAUCUCCAUUAGCCAUCUAUUCAAUUUCGCAUUGACUUGGGCUUUCUGGAAAAGAAAUAUAAGGGGCUUAUGGUCGGUCAUUAUAAGAAGCUCUGAUCCGUAUAUUAUUGGCCUAAAAAUGUUCAACGCAUGAACAAUGGCGGCCAGUUCGCCGUGCGUGGCAGGAUAUUUAGCCUCUGUUCUAUUAAGGGUUUUGCUACAGUAUGCUAUAGCACUUAUUUUCUCUCCUUUUUUCUGCAUUAGUGCUCCGGCCCAGGCAAUAUUUGAAGCAUCCGUAUAUAGAAUAAAAGGGUAUUUGUAAUCCGGUGGAGAUAGACACGGAGGUUUUAACAAUUCUGAUUUUAAUUUUAUAAAGGCUUGUUUUUGCUCCUCUUUCCAUUCAAACUUUUCAUUUCCUCUCAAUAAUUUCGAAAUUGGAGCAGC
Meloidogyne enterolobii is the source of this 549-nucleotide messenger RNA. Lineage: Eukaryota; Metazoa; Nematoda; Chromadorea; Rhabditida; Meloidogynidae. The record is from the annotation of a GenBank genome assembly.